Molecule: messenger RNA, 422 nt
Organism: Dictyostelium purpureum
Lineage: Eukaryota; Evosea; Eumycetozoa; Dictyosteliales; Dictyosteliaceae
Exons: 2
Coding region: 63-293 (76 amino acids)
Source: RefSeq, a predicted model, not a curated record
AUUAAAAAAGAUAUAUUUUUCCUUUUGUAUUUUUAAUAAUAAAAAAAGAAUAAAAUAAAAGAAUGAAUAAUUUCCGUAGAGAAGAUUUCGAUUUCGAUGAUAUGAUCGAUGAGGAGAACUUAAUGGAAAAUUUAGGUGAUCAUGGUAAAACUUUAGUCCACACAGAUUUUUUUAAUGAUUUUGAAGAUGACUUAGAUGAUGAAGAUGAUAUAAUUGGCUUUUCUGUACCAACCAACAAUAACAAUAACAAUAACAACAACAAUAAUAACAAUAAUAACAAUAACAAAAAGUAAAUACUCAUCUCAACUGUACAUCAACCUUACAUAGUCAAACAAAUCAAAAAUUCAACAUCAACAAUUUUACCCUUAAAAAAUAGAUCAUUAUUAUAUUUAUAAACUUAAUAAAAUUUUUUAUUAAAUUCU